AUUGAUAACGUUAUAAUGAUAAGAUAAAAAACAAAAGCAGUUUUCUUAGUACUCACUAACAUUAAUUACUUCCAAGUUUAACGCUUCAUAUCGGUAGUUGUUAAUUUCUUUUUAAAGAAUGGAAACAAUAAGUAAAUGUUCUGUAAAUUAUGAUGGUGCAGUUAUUAAAAGCAUAAGUAACGAUGUUAUGGUGCUUGGCGAAGGUCCGUUUUGGGAUUCUCAAAAACAGAUCUUUUAUUUUGUUGACAUAAUGCAACAUCGUGUGUACCGGUUCAAAAAUAGUAAACUAGAGUUCCUUCAGCUUGAUACAGAUGUAGGUUUUAUUAUACCAGUCGCAGAAGAAGAAGACUUAUUUGUUAUUGGAUUAGGAACUGAAUUAACAGCUUUAAAAUGGAGUGAAAAUUGCAAUCAAAGCUAUAGUAAACGGCGGUUAAUUACUGUAGAUGAAAAUAAAGUAGAUAAUAGGUGGAAUGACGCUAAGGCUGAUCACGCUGGUUUUUUAUAUGCUGGAACAAUGGCCAGAAAAGAUGAAGGUGGUAACUUUCCACCAAACCAGGGAACCCUGUACAAGUUAAGUGAUUCCUGUCAGAUGGAAGCUGUUGUUUCCAAUGUUUCGAUAUCUAAUGGUAUGGCUUGGAACAAUGAUGGUACUAAAAUGUAUUACAUAGAUUCACUUACCAAACAAAUAGCCUUGUUUGAUUACGAUCCGAAAGAAAAUAAGUUGGCAAAUCGUAGAGUAUUUUACGAUUUUAAAACUGAUCAAUUACCAGGAUUUCCUGACGGUAUGACGAUUGAUGAAAAUGAUAACUUGUGGGUGGCCAAUUAUGGCGGAGCUCAAGUAAUUCAUAUUUGUGGACACACGGGAAAAUUGUUAGGUAAAUUGGCCCUGCAAGCAGAAUUAGUGUCUUCAGUAACUUUUGGAGGACCAGAAUUGGAUAUACUGUACGUGACGACCAUUAGUGAAGGCGAGAGUGAGGAGCAAUUCAAGAAAUAUCCAAAGACAGGAAAAGUUUUAGAAGUGACCGGUUUAGGUGUUAAAGGUACACUUAGCCGACGAGUAAAAUCUAAUUGUUUCCGAUCUUUAAAAUUUUAAGACUAACACAUUUUUUUAGCUAUAGUUAAUGAAUAACAUUUUUAAAUAAAAAAUUAUAUUUUAUACUUUGCAAGUAUGUAAUCGUUUAAUUAUAAUUAAUUUACUGAAAAAUGUGUUAACAAUAAAUAUUUUGAAUUUUAUUUAAUA
Messenger RNA from Daktulosphaira vitifoliae (grape phylloxera), 1240 nucleotides. RefSeq names its product regucalcin-like. The transcript is spliced from 6 exons. The record is from RefSeq and is a predicted model, not a curated record. The coding region runs from base 119 to 1093 and encodes 324 amino acids. Gene Ontology annotation, biological process: L-ascorbic acid biosynthetic process. NCBI's taxonomy places the organism in Eukaryota, Metazoa, Arthropoda, Insecta, Hemiptera, Phylloxeridae. Gene Ontology annotation, molecular function: gluconolactonase activity; calcium ion binding.